Molecule: messenger RNA, 2881 nt
Organism: Dipodomys spectabilis (banner-tailed kangaroo rat)
Lineage: Eukaryota; Metazoa; Chordata; Mammalia; Rodentia; Heteromyidae
Gene: Wars1
Product: tryptophanyl-tRNA synthetase 1
Exons: 11
Coding region: 269-1699 (476 amino acids)
Biological process (GO): tryptophanyl-tRNA aminoacylation
Cellular component (GO): cytoplasm
Molecular function (GO): tryptophan-tRNA ligase activity; ATP binding
Source: RefSeq, a predicted model, not a curated record
CCAAGGGCUGAGAUGUUUCUGAGAAUCUAGUGAUUUCCCAGAAACAACUGUCUGUGCAAGUAGCUGAAGGGGUGGGGUGAGGUAGGCAAGGAAGAGGAGCAUUUCUGGAAAAGGAAAGCGAAAGAACGCUGGGAGGAGUAUUAAAGACCACCCCUGGCCAUUCUCAGCUGCUCAUCUGCCCCGUGUGUCUGGUGGCCACCUUCUCUGUGUCUCCAACAACCAGGUGUUUAUCAUCUUGAGUAAUAGCGGUGACGCUAGGUCCUGGAAGAUGGCAGAUAUGCCCAAUGGUGAACCCUGCGCUUCUCCACUGGAGCUAUUCAACAGCAUUGCUGCUCAAGGGGAGCUCGUGAGGAACCUGAAAGCUGGAAAGGCAUCAAAAGAUGAAAUUGAUUCUGCAGUGAAGAUGUUGCUGUCAUUAAAAAUGAGCUACAAAGCCGCCAUGGGGGAAGAUUACAAGGCUGACUGCCCUCCAGGCAACAACCCAUCGGCUGAAAGUAACAGUGGUCCAGAUGCCACAGAAGCUGGAGAAGAUUUUGUGGACCCCUGGACAGUACGGACAAGUAGUGCAAAAGGCAUCGACUAUGACAAGCUCAUUGUUCAGUUUGGCAGCAGUAAAAUUGACAAGGAGCUGAUAAACCGAAUUGAGAGAGCCACGGGCCAGAGACCACACCACUUCCUGCGCAGAGGCAUCUUCUUCUCACACAGGGAUAUGAAUCAAGUCCUUGAUGCCUAUGAAAAUAAGAAGCCAUUUUAUCUGUACACGGGCAGGGGCCCCUCUUCUGAAGCAAUGCAUGUUGGUCAUCUCAUCCCAUUUAUUUUCACAAAGUGGCUGCAGGAUGUAUUCAAUGUGCCCUUGGUUGUCCAGAUGUCUGAUGAUGAGAAGUACCUGUGGAAGGACCUGACGCUGGACCAGGCAUACAGCUACACCCUGGAGAAUGCCAAGGACAUCAUCGCCUGUGGCUUUGAUGUCAACAAAACUUUCAUCUUUUCUGACCUGGAAUAUAUGGGGCAGAGCCCAGGCUUCUAUAAGAAUGUGGUGAAGAUUCAGAAGCACGUCACCUUCAACCAAGUGAAAGGCAUUUUCGGCUUCACAGACAGCGACUGCAUUGGGAAGAUCAGUUUUCCUGCGGUGCAGGCCGCUCCCUCCUUCAGCAACUCAUUCCCCCAGAUCUUCCGAGACCGGGCGGACAUCCAGUGCCUCAUCCCCUGUGCCAUUGACCAGGACCCUUACUUUAGGAUGACAAGGGACGUCGCCCCCAGGAUCAACUAUCCUAAACCAGCCCUGCUGCAUUCGACCUUCUUCCCAGCCCUGCAGGGCGCCCAGACCAAGAUGAGUGCCAGCGACCCCAACUCUUCCAUCUUCCUCACUGACACUGCCAAGCAGAUCAAGACCAAGGUCAACAAGCAUGCAUUUUCCGGAGGAAGAGACACCGUGGAGGAACACAGGCAGUUUGGGGGCAAUUGUGACGUGGAUGUGUCUUUCAUGUACCUGACCUUCUUCCUGGAGGAUGACGACAAACUGGAACAGAUCAGAAAGGAUUACACCAGUGGAGCCAUGCUCACCGGCGAGCUCAAGAAGACGCUGAUAGAUGUCCUGCAGCCCCUCAUCGCUGAGCACCAGGCCCGGCGCAAGGAGGUCACCGACGAGAUGGUGAAAGAGUUCAUGACGCCCCGGCAGCUGUCCUUCCAUUUUCAGUAACACUUACUUUCUGUUUGCAUAUCACUAUGCGUAAUUCCUCUGUAAUCCCAGCCCCACUGAAUCACACUCCCGUAGGCUUCUGUCACGCAGUAAUUGCUGGGCUGGGUCUGUGAGCCCAUGUGUGUCCUGGAUUCUGUUUGUCCCAAUGAUGUCUGUUUUUCCUGACUGUGAGCAAGCGCUGGGGGUGAUCAGGUGCUUCUGGCAUUGUGUGGUCAGAUAGAAAACCCAGCUGUGAGUCUCUCCCACCAAGAGCCCAGGCUGAAGCCUCUGUGGCCCACAAAGCCUAUUUACCUGGGAUCAGCCUAGGUUCCAGAUAGACUCCCAACAUCUACUCUGUAGAGAGAUGUGUUCUAAGCCGGAUGUGGUGGUUCGUGUCUAUAAUCCCAGCAGGAGACUGACUAGAAGAUCAAGAGUUCCAGGCCAGCCUGGGCUCCCUAAUAAAGUAUUCUAUAUAUGCAUACAUGGAACCAAAAUGUCAUUGUUGUAAAACUUAAAAGUGAAAAAUUCAUGUCAGAAAGCUUAAUAAGCAAACAGUGAGUUUCAUCUCAUGCACCCCCCAAAAAUAAAAUCAAAUAGAAUUGAUAGCUUCUGCUUUAUACUUGGCAAGAAACUACCUUGCUUUGGGCAGAUACUUAGCACGUCUAAGGUUCUGGCUUCCAUCCCCAGCAUCACAAAGAAAAGACACCACCCGGCAUCAACACUACUAGCCUGAGUCUUGUGGGGGAGACUUUCCAGUUGACUUAACACUCUAGGAAUCUCUCUCGUGGCCCUUCGCAUACUAACUUCCCGCCAGACCCCGCCCUUCAUGUCCAAUCAACCUAAUGGCGCCCUCCCACUCCAGCCUCUGAGUCGCUAAGGACACUCCGUUGCUUUUGCAGAUCCUUUUGUUUUGACCCUUGACUGAAGUGGAAGUCAGCACAGAGCAGUGCCCUGGUCUCGCCCUGGGCUGGUGGCUGUAGCUAGAGAGAAAAGCUCAGGUGGAGCCCUCCCCGCCCUGGCGUUUUCCCUGUGGGUGGGCCACGUCUAAUCACGGGCCACGUGUAGUCUUGACCAAGCAGAAGCCAUAUCUCAGGGAAAGCCCCUGAUCAAAUUGACCGCUCUCUGAAGGCACAGGGUCCAUUCUCAAGUGCUCUUCCCUCAUGCUGCUGACGGGCAGAAUAAACUUCUGUGCUCCUGUCCGUG